UUAUUGAGUGUCGUACUACUGACAUACUGUGGACUUAGGCGCUUGACUGGUGAGUGGUGCUGUGGCAACGUUGUAACCAUGUCGAUGGCGUCCGAAUUUGAAUCGGUGCGACCAUACAGUCGAUACGGCUAUGAACCACCAGUGAAGUCUUCUCAUAUACAAAAGACUGUGGUUUACCACACUGCUGGACUCGGUCUUUACGGCGUUGAACACCCCGUAGGAAUUACAGUUCGUGACCUUUCAUCUGGUAAUAUUGUACAAUUGAUAUCGAGAACCAGUGGCAAAUGUGUGCGAGUCAACGCUAGAACAUUAUCCAUCGAUGGUGGCGGAACUAAUGGACUCCAAUCCAUGUUUGUUGUGACUAAUAUAAACAACGAUGACAUUGUGACUUUGAGAUGUCUCUCCAAUCCAGCCAAGUUCUUAGUUCUCAAAGACGGUGAACUGAAAGCUGACGGUAAAGGAGGCCCGGAGUGUCGGUUUCGUUACAGUCUCGUUGACGGUCAGUAUAUGAACUUUGAAUCCGUCUACAAUCCCAAUAGAUUUAUCAGUGUCUAUGAGAAGGGAGACGUCCGCACACCGGCACCAGGAAAGAAAAAGAGAAAAGGACAAAAUGCGCAUUUUAGAGUUAGACUGAUGGGUCAGAGUUACCAAACCUAUGCAAAUUAGAUUAUGGUGUACGUAAGAUUUCUUUGCUUUCAAUGCAAAGUAUAUAUGACUUAUACUGUAUACUAGUAAUAAAUUAAAUUAAACAUAAUAACAUAGGGUAAACUACUGAUAGAACGUAGAGAUGCUGACGGCGAAUUGAAUGAAGAGAACAUUGAGGGCGCUUCGGUACGGUGUAGCUUUCGUCAGAAGUCUCCAGAAAAGAAACUCUGAAAAGCCAUGCUAAAAGCGUCCUCUAUGGUACAUAUUUAACACAUUGACUGACAAUUUCGUAUAUUCUUAUUUUAUAUCGCAUUUCAUGACAUUCGUGUUUUUAAAAAUCAUAUUUACAUAUGUUGAUGCAUGUCACAUUGAGAUCUGUGCUGUGGACGAUCAAAGUAUUUUUGACAAUUUUUAAUAUUAAUUUUACUAUAUGAUUGUACUGUAUAGGUUGUUUAAGCAAUAAAUAUCGUGAUAUCGAA
Molecule: messenger RNA, 1124 nt
Organism: Saccoglossus kowalevskii
Lineage: Eukaryota; Metazoa; Hemichordata; Enteropneusta; Harrimaniidae
Molecular function (GO): growth factor activity
Source: RefSeq, marked predicted